This is a messenger RNA of Dipodomys spectabilis (banner-tailed kangaroo rat), 7804 nucleotides long. It is a transcript of the gene Spta1, whose product is annotated as spectrin alpha, erythrocytic 1. Gene Ontology annotation, cellular component: cortical actin cytoskeleton; cell junction; plasma membrane. The record is from RefSeq and is a predicted model, not a curated record. NCBI's taxonomy places the organism in Eukaryota, Metazoa, Chordata, Mammalia, Rodentia, Heteromyidae. The transcript is spliced from 52 exons. Gene Ontology annotation, molecular function: calcium ion binding; actin filament binding. Bases 98 to 7351 code for a protein of 2417 amino acids. Gene Ontology annotation, biological process: actin cytoskeleton organization.
UCACAUUUCUGGCAUCUCUGUUGAAUUAGACUAGACAUCUUUCUGUCUUUUCCCUAGAUAUAUUUUUCUCUUCCCAAAUUCCAGACCAUUAGGAAAGAUGGAGCACCUUGCCAAGGAAACCGCUGCAGAAAGCAGUGGGCCAAAAGUUUUGGAAACAGCAGAAGAAAUCCAGCAGAGGCGUGAAGAGGUGUUGAAUCGGUACCAGAGGUUCAAGCAACGUGUUGCUGAGAGGGGUCAGAAACUUGAAGAGUCCUAUCACUACCAAGUUUUCAUGCGAGAUGCAGAUGACCUGGAAAAGUGGAUCAUGGAGAAACUCGAGAUUGCAAAGGAUAAGAGCUAUGAGCCAACAAAUAUACAGGCAAAAUAUCAGAAACAUGAAACCUUUGUAGCAGAGGUACAAGCAAAAUCAAAAGUCCUUCCUGAACUGGAAGAAAUUAGAGAAGUCCGGUUUACUGAAGAUCAUUUUGCCCAUGAAGACACCAAGACCCACCUGGAGGAACUGCGUCGACUGUGGGACCUGCUGCUGGAGCUGACCCAGGAGAAGAGUGAUGUGCUGCUGCGGGCCCUGAAGUUCCAUCAGUACUCACAGGAGUGUGACGACAUCUUAGAGUGGAUCAGGGACAAGGAGGCUAUAGUGACACUAGUAGAGCUGGGUGAAGACUGGGAGCGCACAGAAGUUCUGCAUAAGAAGUUUGAAGAGUUCCAGGAGGAGCUGGCAGCUCGAAAAGGGAAAGUGGACAGAGUGAACCAGUAUGCCAACGAGUGUGCUGAGGAAAAACAUCCUAAGCUGCCCUUGAUAAAGUCAAAACAGGAUGAGGUCAACAUUGCUUGGGAGCGUCUCUGUAACUUGGCUCUCCAAAGACAACAAACACUGUCCAGUGCUGCAGACCUCCAAAGAUUCAAGAGGGAUGUGACUGAAGCCAUUCAGUGGAUCAAGGAGAAGGAGCCUGUACUUACCUCAGAGGACUAUGGCAAGGAUCUCGUUAGCUCAGAGUCACUGUUUCACAGUCACAAGAGACUUGAGAGGAACCUUGCAGUCAUGCAGGACAAAGUAAAGGAGUUAUGUGCCAAAGCAGACAAGCUGAUGACUUCCCACCCUGCAGAUGCCCCUCAGAUCCAGCAGAUGAAGGAGGAGCUGAUCUCCAACUGGGACCACAUUCGGGCCUUGGCUACGGCCAGAUAUGCAAAACUUCAGGCUUCUUAUGGGUACCAUCGAUUCUUGUCUGACUAUGAUGAGCUCUCCGGCUGGAUGAAUGAGAAAACUGCACUCAUCAAUGCUGAUGAAUUGCCAACAGAUGUGGCCAGUGGGGAAGCCCUAUUAGCCAGGCACCAGCAGCAUAAGCAUGAGAUCAACUCUUAUGACGACCGAUUUCAAUCGGCUGAUGCAACUGGUCAAGAAUUGCUGGACGGCAAUCACGAUGCUUCUGAUGAAAUUAGAGAAAAGAUGACAGUCCUUGCCAAUGCUUGGGCUGCUCUGCUGGAACUGUGGGACAGGCGUCAGCAUCAGUACCAGCAGUGCUUGGAUUUUCACCUCUUCUCUCGAGACAGUGAGCAAGUGGACAGUUGGAUGAGCAGACAAGAGGCCUUCCUGGACAAUGAAGAUCUAGGAAACUCACUGGGCAGUGUUGAAGCCCUUCUUCAGAAGCAUGAUGACUUUGAAGAAGCCUUUACUGCCCAGGAAGAGAAGAUCAUAACUUUGGAUGAGACUGCAACAAAACUUAUUGACAAUGACCAUUAUGAUUCUGAGAACAUUGCUGCUAUCCGUGACGGGUUGUUGGCCCGGAGGGAUGCCUUACGUGACAGAGCUGCCACUCGACGCAAAUUAUUGGUGGAUUCACUGCUUCUGCAACAACUGUAUCAAGACUCAGAUGACCUAAAAACUUGGAUCAACAAAAAGAAAAAAGUGGCAGAUGAUGAAGAAUACAAGGACGUACAGAACUUGAAGAGUCGUGUUCAAAAGCAGCAAGACUUUGAAGAGGAACUGGCAGCUAAUGAGAUCAUGCUCAACAACCUUGAGAAAACUGGCCAGGAGAUGAUUGAGAGUGAUCACUAUGCUUCCGAUGCUGUGGCCGCUCGUGUGAGAGAGGUUGCCAGCCUCUGGAAGGAGCUACUGGAAGCCACAGCUCAGAAAGGGUCCCAGCUGUAUGAAGCCAACCAGCAGCUGCAAUUUGAAAACAAUGCUGAAGACCUGAGGCAUUGGCUGGAGGAGGUUGAAUGGCAAGUUGCCUCUGAGGAUUAUGGGAAAGGCCUGGCUGAUGUUCAGAAUUUACUCAGGAAACAUGGCCUCCUUGAGUCAGCCGUGGAUGCUCGUCAGGAUCAGGUGGACACCCUCACAGACAUGGCCGCACAUUUUGAAGAAAUAGGACAUCCCGAUUCUGGGGAUAUUCGUGCAAGGCAACAGUCCUUGGUGUCUCGAUUUGAAGCUCUGAAAGAGCCACUGGCCACCAGGAAGAAGAAGCUCAUUGACCUCCUCCGUCUGCAGCAGAUUUGCAGAGACACAGAAGAUGAGGAGGCCUGGAUCCAAGAGACUGAGCCCUCUGCAGCUUCCACCUACCUUGGUAAAGACUUGGUUGCAGCUAAAAAUCUCCUGAACAGACAUGAAGUCAUCCUGGCAGAUAUUUCUAGCCAUGAGCCACGCAUCCAAGUGAUAACAGAGAGAGGAAACAAAAUGAUAGAGGAAGAACACUUUGCUGCAGAAGAUAUAGCCUCUCGGGUUGAGGGUUUGAACAAGAAUAUGGAGUCUCUCUGCACUCGAGCUACUAGGCGGCACAACGAUCUUCAAGCCAAUGUCCAGUUCCAACAGUACCUGGCUGACCUGCAUGAAGCAGAAGCGUGGAUUAAAGAGAAGGAACCUAUUGUCGACAACACCAACUAUGGGGCUGACGAAGAAGCAGCUGGGGCUCUUCUUAAGAAACACGAGGCCUUCUUAGUGGAUCUCAAUGCAUUUGGAAACAGUAUGCAAGCCCUACGGGACCAGGCUGAAGCCUGCCAGCAACAGCAGGCUGUACCAGUGGAGGAUGCUGCGGAAGAAGUGAGGGUUGUGGCUUUGUAUGACUUCCAGGCCCGCAGCCGCCGGGAAGUCACCAUGAAGAAGAAUGACAUCUUAACUCUGCUCAGCUCCAUCAACAAGGACUGGUGGAAAGUUGAAGCUGAUGAUCAUCAGGGUUUUGUCCCAGCUGUCUAUGUCAGGAAACUGGCCCGUGAUGAGCUGCGCAGUCUCCCACAGCGGCGACUAGAAGAGCCAAGCAAUAUUGCCCAGCGCCAGGAGCAGAUCGAGGACCUGUACCACUCCCUCCUGGAUCGGGCAGAAGAUCGCAGACGUCGUCUAUUACAACGUUACAAUGAAUUUUUGCUGGCCUAUGAGGCAGGAGACAUGCUGGACUGGAUCCAGGAGAAAAAGGAUGAAAACACCAGAGUGGAGCUUGAUGAUGUUUGGGAGCUGCAGAAAAAGUUUGAUGAGUUCCAGAGGGAUUUGAAGACCAAUGAGCCUCGAUUAAGGGAUAUCAACAAAGUAGCUGAUGAUCUGCUCUAUGAAAAACUUCUAACACCAGAAGGAGCUCACAUCCGGCAGGAGUUGAAUACCCGCUGGGAUUCCUUGCAGAGGCUAGCAGAUGAACAGCAGCAGAUGCUAAGCAGUGCCCAUGCUGUCCAGAUGUUUCAUAGAGAAGCAGAUGACACAAAGGAACAGAUUGAGAAGAAAUGCCAAGCCCUCAAUGCUGCUGACCCUGGCUCAGACCUGCUCAGUGUCCAAGCCCUUCAGCGACAGCACGAUGGCUUUGAGAGAGACCUCACUCCUCUGGGGGAAAAGGUCAUUAUGUUAGGGGAGACAGCAGACAGACUCUGCGAAUCCCACCCCGACGCCACAGAGGACCUUCAGAGGCAGCGAACACAGCUAAACCAGGCUUGGGAUUAUUUACAAGGACUUACAGAGGAUCGUAAGGAGAACCUUAAUGAGGCCCAGAAGUUCUACCAGUUCCUCAGCAAAGCCAGUGACCUAGAGAAUUGGAUCAAAGGCAUUGGUGUCAUUGUAUCAUCCCCUGAGUUGGCUGAAGACUUAACUAGCACAGAGAUCUUACUGGAGCGACACGAGGAGAAUCGUGUAGACAUGGAGGCAGAGGCUCCCACCUUCCAGGCCUUAGCAGACUUUGGCACAGAACUUAUAAAGAGUGGGCACCGCAAUAGCCCUGAGAUUGCCAAUAAGCUUCAGGAUGUUCAACACAAAAGAGAUGAUUUGGAGAAGGCUUGGGAACAACGCAAGAAGAUGCUAGGCCAAUGUCUGGAACUGCAGUUGUUCCGAGGGGACUGUGAACAGAUUGAGAGCUGGAUGGUAGCACGUGAGAGUUCUCUGAGGUCAGAUGAUGAGGAUUCCUUAAGCAGUCUGGCAACUUUGAUGAAGAAACGGGAUGAUUUGGACAAAGCAAUCAUUGCCCAGGAAGGGAAGAUUACGGACCUAGAACAUUUUGCUGAUAGACUCAUAGCUGAUGACCACUAUGCCAAAGAAGAAAUUGUUACUCGGCUCCAACAUGUGCUCAACAGAUGGAAUGCUCUCAAAGAACAGUUGGUUGUUGAGAGGACCAAGCUUGGAGACCAAGCUGAUCUGAAACAAUUCUACCAUGACCUUGAGGAGCUAGAAGAAUGGAUCAGUGAGAUGUUACCCACAGCCUGUGAUGAAUCAUACAAAGACACCACGAACAUUCAGAGAAAAUAUCUGAAACACCAGACCUUUGAAAAUGAAGUCACUGGUCGAACUGAGCAAGUGACUGGAGUCAUCGACCUAGGGCACUCCCUAAUUGAACGGAAGGCAUGCGAUGGGGAGGAAGAGACAGUGAAGAAGCAAUUGGAUGAGCUGCAGGAACAUUGGGACUACCUCCUUGAGAGAACCACUGACAAAGGGCAGAAGCUCAAUGAGGCCAGUCGUCAGCAGAGAUUCAACACCAGCAUCCGGGACUUUGAGUUCUGGCUCUCGGAGGCAGAGGGACUGCUAGCCAUGAAAGAUCAGGCCAGAGACUUGGCUUCUGCAGGGAACCUGCUAAAAAAGCAUCAACUCCUGGAAGCAGAGAUGGUGGCUCGAGAGAACUCACUUAAGGACCUGAAUAACCUGGCUAAGGAGUUGAUCUCCAGUGGUACUUUCAACGUUGACCAGAUAGAGAAGAAAAUGGAUAGUGCCAAUGAGCGCUUCAAGAAUGUCCAGAGCCUGGCAGCUGCACACCAUGAAAAACUGAAGGAGGCCUAUGCCUUAUUCCAGUUCUUCCAGGACCUGGAUGAUGAGGAAUCCUGGAUAGAGGAGAAGUUGUUACGAGUAAGCUCCCAGGACUAUGGAAGGGAUUUGCAGAGCGUUCAGAACUUAUUGAGAAGGCAUAAACGCUUAGAGGGGGAGCUGGUAGCCCAUGAACCUGCUAUCCAGAACGUACUAGACAUGGCAGAGAAAUUGGCAGACAAGGCUGCUGUGGAGCAAGAGGAGAUCCAGAAGCGGCUGGCUCAGUUUGUUCAACACUGGGAGAAGCUCAAAGAGUUGGCCAAGGAACGAGGGCUGAGGCUGGAAGAGUCUCUGCAAUUCCUACAAUUCAUGGAGAAUGCUGAGGAAGAGGAGGUGUGGCUCACUGAAAAGGAAGCGAUGGUUACCCGAGGGGAUUCUGGAGACACACUGGCUGCUACCCAGAACUUGCUGAAGAAACAUGAAGCAUUGGAUACUGAUUUUGCUGUCCAUGAGAUCCGAGUGCAAAAUGUAUAUGCACAAGCAGAAGACAUCCUGAGUAAGGAGGAAACUCAGAACAAGGACAAGAUUUCUGCCAAGAUCCAGGCUCUCAGUGAAAAGGCUCCUUCUCUGGCCAAAGCAAUGGCUUCUUGGAAGUUGCAGUUGGAAGAUGACUACGCCUUCCAGCAGUUUAACUGGAAGGCUGACGUGGUAGAAUCCUGGAUAGGUGAGAAGGAAACAAGCAUGAAGGCCAAGGACGGUGGCGCGGAUCUCACUGCCUUCCUCACUCUCCUGGCAAAGCAGGACACACUGGACGCCAGUCUUCAGAGUUUCCAGCAAGAGCGACUUGCAGAGAUCACUGAGCUGAAGGACCAACUUGUGGCUGCUCAGCAUCACCAGAGCCAAGCCAUUGAGGAGCGCCAUACUGCCCUGCUGCGGCGCUGGGAGCAGCUGCUCGAAGCCUCUGCAGACCACAGACAGAAAUUGUUAGAGAAGCAGCUGCCUCUACAGAAGGCUGAGGAGCUGUUCAUGGAAUUUGCACACAAGGCAUCAGCUUUCAACAAUUGGUGUGAGAAUGCAGAAGAGGACCUAUCGGAGCCUGUGCAUUGUGUCUCCCUCAAUGAGAUUCGCCAGCUGCAGAAGGACCAUGAGGCUUUCUUGGCCUCCUUGGCUGGAGCUCAAGAAGACUUCAACUAUUUGCUAGAGCUAGACCAGAAGAUUAAGGCCUUAGAUGUGCCCUCUAGCCCUUAUACCUGGUUAACAGUGGAGGUGCUAGAAAGGAUCUGGAAGCACCUGCCUGAUAUCAUUGAGGAACGGGAGCAGGAGCUGCAAAAGGAAGAGGAGAGACAGGUGAAGAAUUUUGAGAUGUGCCAGGAGUUUGAACAGAAUGCCAGUACCUUCCUCCAGUGGGUUCAGGAGACGAGGGCCUAUUUUCUGGAUGGAUCUUUGCUCAAAGAAACAGGAACUCUAGAAUCCCAACUGGAAGCAAAUAAAAGGAAGCAGAAAGAGAUCCAAGCAAUGAAGCGCCAUCUGACCAAGAUUGAGGACCUAGGGGACAACAUGGAGGAGGCUCUGAUUCUUGACAUCAAAUACAGCACCAUUGGACUGGCCCAGCAGUGGGACCAGCUCCACCAGCUGGGGAUGCGAAUGCAACACAAUCUGGAACAACAAAUCCAGGCCAAAGAUACCAUAGGUGUGAGUGAGGAGACACUAAAGGAGUUUAGCACCACUUAUAAACACUUUGAUGAGAAUUUGACAGGGCGCUUGAGUCACAAAGAUUUCCGAUCCUGCCUGAGAGGACUCAACUAUUAUUUGCCCAUGGUGGAGGAGGAUGAACCCGAGCCCAAGUUUCAAAAGUUCCUGGAUGCUGUGGAUCCAAGCAGGAAGGGCUAUAUCUCCCUGGAAGACUAUACAUCAUUCCUGAUUGACAAGGAAUCGGAGAAUAUCAAGACCAGCGAUGACAUAGAGAGUGCUUUCCAAGCCUUGGCAGAGGGCAAGGCCUAUAUCACCAAAGAGGACUUGAAGCAGGCCCUAACCCCGGAACAGGUGUCAUUCUGUACCAUCCAUAUGCAGCAAUACAUGGACCCACGAGGUCGAGGUCAUCCUGCCGGCUAUGACUAUGUGGGCUUUACCAAUUCCUUCUUUGGCAACUCAUAACAGAUCAUAGAAAAGUUUGGUGUGGUGGGAAGUAUUGGGUUUGAAAUGGACAGGCAAGUGUGGAGGGUGAAAAGACUCUGUGUGUGUGUGUGUGUGUGUGUGUGUGUGUGUGUGUGUGUGUGUGUGUGUGUGUGUGUGUAUUAUGCUAAGCCUGGGGGGAGGGGUGUGGAGCUAAUAGAGAUGUUGAAGAACAACUCCUCUCCUGGUCACUAUUAGGAAAUUCCUAAGUCUUUAUUUUUUUAUUCAUUGUAUUCUGCAUAUUUUUAUCAUUUUGGCAUUUUUUCAUUAUAGGAUGAAGCAUUUCUUUUUUAAAGAGAGAUUAAACUGUUUCUGCCCCAAUUGGGAUUCUGCAUUUCUGGGAACUAUACUAUUAUCUAAAUCUGGGCAGAUAAUUAGACUGUGAUAAACAGCCAUAAUAAACUACAAAUAAAACCUAAGAUGACUUACAACUUA